GUCCCAGAGCUGCAUUGCGUCAAAGAAUUUCCUGGCGCGGGAGCAACAGAGCGAGACACCAACCCCAUCCAUCACAUCACAAUGCCUCACAAACCGCCAACACAAGAAGAGCUCGAGCGACGAAAUACCGUCGGGAUCCACGAAGAAACUAUCACCAAUGUGACAUCCACCGACUUCCCCUUGUCCUAUCCCGGCGAGGACCACUCCUGGGACAUCGAGGCCUUCAAGCGCAACUUUCGUGUCGAGUUCCACCAGAAUGACCCGUUCGAAGCCUCCUUCUCCCUCAUCGGAUGUGACGCGUCCAUCGCCAACGCCUUCCGCCGCAUCAUGAUCGCCGACAUCCCGACGCUCGCCAUCGAGACCGUCUUCAUCAACAACAACACGUCGGUCAUCCAAGACGAAGUGCUCAGUCACAGGCUAGGCCUGAUUCCCUUCCGCGGAGGCAAGGAAGGGCUGCACAAGUUCCUCAAGUGGUGGCGCAAGCCGGCGGACGAGUCGCAGAUCAACAACAGCUACUACGACUUCAACACGGUGUCGCUGCGGCUGGAGGUCAAGUGCGAGUACAACGAAGCGGCGGCGCCGGGCGAGACGGACCCGACCAAGCUGUACAAGCACGCGCACGUGUACGCGCGCGACAUCGAGUUCUGCCCCGUCGGGCGGCAGGAGAAGUACUUCUCCGGCGCCGACGCCAUCGCGCCCGUCAACCCGGACAUCCUGAUCGCCAAGCUGCGCCCGGGCCAGGAGAUCAGCCUGUCCAUGCACAUGCACAAGGGCGUCGGCUCCGACCACGCCAAGUUCUCGCCCGUCGCCACCGCCUCGUACCGCCUGCUGCCCAUCAUCAAGAUCGAGCGGCCCAUCCUGGGCCGCGACGCCGAGAAGUUCGCCCGCUGCUUCCCGCCGGGCGUGAUCGGGCUGGAGAAGGUGACCAAGAAGGAGGCGGCGCAGAAGGGCAGCGGGUACGAGGGCCACGAGGGCGAGCUGAAGGCCGUCGUGGUCGAUCCCAUGCGGGACACCGUCAGCAGGGAGUGCCUCCGGCAUCCCGAAUUCCAGGGCAAGGUCAAGCUCGGCCGGAAAAAGGACCAUUUCAUCUUCCUGGUCGAGAGCACCGGGCAGUGGGAGAGCGACGCCAUCUUCAUGGAGGCCGUCGCCCACCUGAAGAAGAAGGCGCGUGACCUUGAGAAGCAAGUGCAGAACAUGGUCAGAUAGGCUGGAGAGAGAAAGGGUGCCUGGCGGGCAAUGGCGGUUUGUUGCAUUUUUUCGAUGUGUCAUACAGCAUCACAUGGGAACGGCGUACACGGCGGUUAUCAUAAAAGGGGGGUCUCCGGCCACUGGGUCAUUUCGAGCUUCAUGUAGACAUUUCUGUGGCGUUUAUUUUGACGGGAAAUAAUCCUUGCUUGACAUAGCCACCGUUUGUCUGAAUUUCUUUUCUCUACGCUGCGU
Molecule: messenger RNA, 1440 nt
Organism: Thermothielavioides terrestris NRRL 8126
Lineage: Eukaryota; Fungi; Ascomycota; Sordariomycetes; Sordariales; Chaetomiaceae
Exons: 2
Coding region: 82-1206 (374 amino acids)
Biological process (GO): DNA-templated transcription
Cellular component (GO): RNA polymerase I complex; RNA polymerase III complex
Molecular function (GO): DNA binding; protein dimerization activity
Source: RefSeq, a predicted model, not a curated record